Molecule: messenger RNA, 1259 nt
Organism: Musca vetustissima
Lineage: Eukaryota; Metazoa; Arthropoda; Insecta; Diptera; Muscidae
Product: venom acid phosphatase Acph-1-like
Exons: 6
Coding region: 33-1259 (408 amino acids)
Biological process (GO): dephosphorylation
Molecular function (GO): phosphatase activity
Source: RefSeq, a predicted model, not a curated record
AAACGGAUAUAACGAGCUGAAAUAUUGAAAACAUGAUUUUUCAAUUGACACGCAAAACUUUUCUCGCCAUAUUGGGAUUUAGUUUUCUGAUAGCGGCCAUAAUCGUUUUAUGUUUCACCACUGUCUCCAUGUCGGAAAUUGAAAAAUGUUUCAGCACGGAAGUGGAUACGGAAAAUUCAACAUUGGAAUUAGUACAUAUUGUUCUACGCCACGGCCCACGUACUCCAGUUGAUACAUAUCCCAAUGAUCCAUAUUUACAUUCGAAAUUUGAACCUACAGGUUGGGGGCAUGUAACUAAUAAAGGAAAACGUGAACUCUAUGAAUUGGGUGAAUUGUUGAAUCAGCGCUAUGGCAAAUUUAUGGAACCCUAUUAUACACCGGAUAAAGUACAUGCCCAGGCUACAGCAUCUCCGCGUGCAAUGAUGACUUUGGCAACCGUAUUGGCUAGUAUGUUUCCACCCAAAAACACGCCCAUGGAAUGGCAUCCGGCAUUAAAUUGGCAACCGAUACCAAUAUUUUCUGAGCCAUUAGAUCAAGAUUCGCUCCUUUUGGUCAGGACACCGUGUCCCCGCUAUUUCGAGGCACGUCAAGAAGUACUGGAACUACCCGAAGUUAAAGAAGAACAUGCUAAAUAUGCAAGUCUUUUCCGCAACUUAUCAUCUUUGACAGGUCUAAAUAUAACCGAAGCGGAACAUAUCAAUUCCUUGUAUAUUACCCUCGAAGCUGAACGAGAUUUCGGCCUACCACUACCAGAAUGGACUAAAGAUUAUUUCCCUGAGAAAAUGCAAUUUAUGGCCGAACAGAGUUAUAUCUAUAAUGCCUACACGCCGGAGAUGCAAAAAAUCAAAGGAGGUCCCUUUCUCAAGAAAAUGUUCGAUGAAAUGUUGCGGAAACGUAACAAUACUCUAAAACCGGCAGAUAGGAAAUUAUUUAUUUACACUGGGCAUGAUUGGACAGUGGGUAGUAUUUUGUCGGCUCUAAAUGUGUGGGAACGACAAAUGCCCAGUUUUUCCGUUAUGACAAUAUUUGAACUGCAUCGAAAUUUGGAGACUGGUGAAUAUUAUGUGGAGAUUUUCCUACGUAACAACGAAAAAGGCUGUCUGCACGAAUUACGCCCACCUCAUUGUCAUCGUAAGUGUCCCCUAGAUAGAUUGGUGGAAUUAAGUGCCGAUGUCCUACCCAAUGAACCCUAUGAACAGCGUUGCCGAGCCAAAAACAGUAAUUUUGUGGAACCACCUCCAAGGUUGAUUGAUCAGUAG